UACACAACAUUAUGUGCGUUUUAGUUAGUUUCUAGUGUGUUCUAAGUGAACUUUGAUAGCAGGGCUGCUAUUGACGAAUGAGUCGAAAGUUGUGAAAGGUUUUGGCACGCUGCGUGACGCACAUUUAUUCACCGAACUCCUGGAGCAAACUCAGGUCCGCACCGGAAGCGGACUAGAAUACGUUUUUGUUGCUGGCUCAGGUGUCGCACUCAUACACUCUUAAAAUGUUAGUAUGUUCCCCAGUUUAUGAAACCGAAAUUAUAUACAAAACGUGGGAUGUGAUGUGGUCAGAUGAGACCAAAUUGAGCUGUUUGACAUCAAUUCGACUCACUGUGUUUGGAGGCAGCGAAAAAUAAAAAAGAUGGACUGUUUUGACGUCUUUUGUAAGGGGGUAAACUUGCAUAAUAUAAACACGGCUGUCAUACUCCAGGCAAGAGCUGCGGCAGCAUGCCAACACGGAGCGUCUGCAGCUGGACGCAUCAUAUCUACUCCUGCUCUCCAGAGGGCCUGCUUCUCAACCAGCUCUUGCAGAUGGAGCGCUGCUGUCACUCAGCCUGCUCCUGCUUUCAAAGCAACAGCGGUCCACAACGGGGACUUCAAAGAGAUUAGCCUUGCUGAUUUCAAGGGAAAAUACUUGGUCCUCUUCUUCUACCCACUGGAUUUCACCUUUGUGUGCCCUACUGAGAUCAUUUCCUUCAGCGACAAGGCCAGUGAGUUCCAUGACAUCAACUGUGAGGUCGUGGGUGUGUCUGUCGACUCACACUUCACACACCUGGCAUGGACCAACACUGCUCGCAAGGCAGGAGGCUUGGGCAACAUUCACAUCCCUCUGCUGUCUGACCUCAACAAGCAGAUUUCGAGAGACUAUGGUGUGCUGCUGGAGGGUCCAGGCAUAGCCCUAAGGGGCCUGUUCAUCAUUGAUCCAAAUGGUAUUGUGAAGCACAUGAGCGUAAACGACCUGCCAGUGGGUCGUUGUGUUGAAGAGACACUUCGCCUUGUGAAAGCUUUCCAGUUCGUGGAGACCCACGGCGAGGUGUGCCCAGCCAGCUGGACCCCUGAUUCACCAACAAUCAAGCCGACCCCUGAAGGAUCUAAAGAGUACUUUGACAAAGUUAACUGAUUGGAAAGCACUAUAAAGCUUUGCAGAUUAAAAAAGCUAUUUGAUUUUAUGUACUUAUAAUAAAUGGGAAGUGUUAUAUACACCUGUUGGUCUGUUUUUUGUACUAAGACAAAAGUCCUAAGCUCACGCACCAAGCCCUGUACAUAAACAUGUUUAUUUCCUCUUUUUACAACAAGUUAAUAUGCAGAUUCAUUGGUACACAACAUGAGGUGCCAAAA
This is a messenger RNA of Dunckerocampus dactyliophorus (ringed pipefish), 1338 nucleotides long. It is a transcript of the gene prdx3, whose product is annotated as peroxiredoxin 3. Gene Ontology annotation, molecular function: thioredoxin peroxidase activity. The record is from RefSeq and is a predicted model, not a curated record. The transcript is spliced from 6 exons. The coding region runs from base 362 to 1120 and encodes 252 amino acids. Gene Ontology annotation, biological process: cellular response to stress; response to oxidative stress; hydrogen peroxide catabolic process. Lineage: Eukaryota; Metazoa; Chordata; Actinopteri; Syngnathiformes; Syngnathidae. Gene Ontology annotation, cellular component: mitochondrion; cytosol.